UUUGAAUUGAGCAUGUCGAGGGUAGAACUAGAAGCACUAUAACGCCCGGGAUCAUGGAUGAACUACUUCCUCAAGCUUUACCAAUUGGAGGUCCAGAAGUUUCAGGUGAUCUCGAAGAAGACAAUAAUAGGGCACCAGCCACUGCUGAAGAAUAUCUACAACGGGUUAGAAAUGAAGCAAGACAAACCCCAGAUGUUGUAAUUGCACACCUUGAUCGAGAUACGUUGAGAAGCAAGCAAACCGUCAUAGUCUCAAAUUCGACCGGUUUCAGCCCUGCUCCUAGAGGGUUUGCUCCCACCUCAACAUGGCAGCGUCAACAAUCUGCAUCAUUCUCAGAAUUACGACAGAGAUUAGCUGGAGUCACAGCAAGGAUCGCGGGCGAGAGAAACGACAAGAUGGAAUUGCCAAGGUACAAAGAUGAGGACUCAUGGUGUCAGUUCUGUUUAGGACGAGCAUUUCUUGAUCGGCUAAGAAAAAAGCAUGGGAGACCUCCGGUGGAUGAUGAAGAUGAUGAGAUUUGCAGUGAUGUAACAAUAACGACGCCCGUCCCACCAUUGGUCAGCAUCAUCAGUUCACUUGACCUGGCAAUGGUACAGAAGUUACUGGAAUACCACGUGGAGUGGUUAGAAAUGCUUGGUUUUUCAAUAGCACAGGGAUGCUGGCUGUUUGCUCUACUCGCUUGCCUGGAAAAACCUCUAUUAGCGGAUUCCACAGCUACGAUACGAACUCUCUCCAGGCACUGUGCUACGCUAAGAGCUGUGAUGGACUCCAACACAGAAGAGAACCUUGUAGCCCUAAAUCUCCUUAUCAGCAUCAUUGCACGAUACUUUGAUCAAACAGACUUAGCUGACAAUGGAUGACUUCACUCUCUUCAUUCUAAUAUUAUUGUCUUCCUGAUUCAGGCCAAUGUUGAGAUGAACUGUAUUUGCAGAUGGAUGUAGUGUUUUUUUUAUUUCCAACAGGCAGGUUCUGAUGAAAUAAUUGAUAUUAUCUGAAUUACCAUUCUGCAUAAAGACACUGUGAGCUUUGAAUUUGAACUGAGAAUGAACAGUGAUGAGCUUUGAAUGGCAUUGGAAAGAUGUUUCUUAUGUCUAAGGAUCUUGUGGAAAAUAAGUGGAUGAUCCUUUAUAGAUUUUUACUUCAGGGAUACCAGUGGCAAUGGUCUGUAGGGACAGUUUUUUACCAUUCUUUUUUUUUAAAGUUAAGUCUGUGUAAAUCAACCUCAUUGUCAACAUCAAAGUGUGUGCUUGGCUUGUAGUGUUUGACAUAAUUAUCGAGAUCACCGGGCAAUCAAGGUUGCUGUCUGUAUAUGUAGGGAGAAUUUCUUGAAGCAUUCUCUCAUUUUCCCUUCAAUUAUUGAAAAAAAAUAUCUAUUUAUUUGGAUGAUUUGGCCAGGUAGAGAUCAUCCAGCUAAAUAGGUAUUCUGUACCCAAUUGUUUUAAGAUGGUCCCAAGAAAUUUUGCAAGUUGUGAGAGCAGGUGCCUGGUACAGUGUUUCAUUUUAAUGCAACUAAAAAAUAAAAGGGGGGGGGGGGGACUUCGUAUAUUUUGGACAGUGGUAUGUGCUGUGGAGGGGACCCUAUUAUAACAAUAAUUUUCUGUUCCAGCGCAUACCAUUUUCCCCUGGCCAUGUGCCAAAGAAAACCUAUUCGAAGACAUAGAAGAAUCCCCAUACCAUCGCAGUAGACGGAAUCCCUGGCCACUGAUUGGCUGAUUGCACAACAAACCCUCUUCCAUUCCUUGCUCAGGGCUGUGUGCGAGAAUCUUUGCACAUCAUUCAGCAGAGCUCCACGGAGCACUAUUUUCUGUCAGUUAUAAAGCUGCCAGUGUGUAGAGUUUUGGUGUAUGUUCGGAUGAUAUUGUCACUUUGGUGGGCAGCGUCCAAAGUAGAAAAAUAUGGUUUUCGUCAUUUACUCAAAAUCUCAAAUUUUCAUAUUUAUUUGGUCCAGGGCAUCAUAUUUACAUGAUAAACAUUGAGGUCAAGAGACCCUCUUUUUGCACUAGUUUAAGAAGUUCCAGGGACCCACCCUUUUAUGACUAGCUGUGCUGGGUCCCCCUAAUUUUGACUUGCUGUCAAGUCUCUUACUAUCAUAGUGAAAGUAAAACCCACUAGGUCAAAUCAUCAUCUAAUACUCAUGGUCACUUUAAUGCCCAGAUGGUGUACUAUAUGUCUACUUCUCAUUUUGCACUUUGUCACAUGAAGAUUUAGUUCAUCUUAUAGGAUCUUAGAUGGAGUUUACGCUCAAUGGUCAGUAAAAAAAACUGGUUGUAAGGGAACUAGGAUCAUGUGGAAUGGAUACUGAAUGGAAGUAGAAUUGGGUGUAGACCCAAACUGUUGUGACUUUACCAACAAGAUCAGGAAUGCAGAAAAGCCACUUUUAAGGACAUUCCACAGUUAUGUUUUUGUGCAUCAUGAUCUGCCCAUGUUUUACACUCUGCGGGUUGAUGUCACAAUGGAUGAACAGGUGAUUAAUCAGCUGAAGGUAUGAGCUGAUUUUUGUCUCGCCUGCAUAGCAGAGCGAGACUAUAGGCGCCGCUUUUUCGACGGCGGCGGCGACGGCGUCAACAUCAAAUCUUAACCUUAGGUUAAGUUUUUGAAAUGACAUCAUAACUUAGAAAGUAUAUGGACCUAGUUCAUGAAACUUGGACAUAAGGUUAAUCAAGUAUUACUGAACAUCCUGCCUUAGUUUCAGGUCACAUGACCAAGGUCAAAGGUCAUUUAGGGUCAAUGAACUUAGACCAUGUUGGGAAAAUUAUUUUCAAAAUCUUAACCGAAGGUUAAGUUUUUGAAAUGACAUCAUAACUUAGAAAGUAUAUGGACCUAGUUCAUGAAACAUGGGCAUAAGGUUAAUCAAGUAUUAGUGAACAUCCUGUCUGAGUUUCAGGUCACAUGACCAAGGUCAAAGGUCAUUUAGGGUCAAUGAACUUUGGCCGUGUUGGGGGUAUUUGUUGAAUUACCAUCCUAACUCUGAAAGUUUAUGGAUCUAGUUCAUGAAACUUGGACAUAAGAGUAAUCAAGUAUCACUGAACAUCCUGUACGAGUUUCAGGUCACAUGACCAUGGUCAAUGGUCAUUUAAGGUCAAUGAACUUUGGCCAUGUUGGGGGUAUUGUUAAAUUACCAUCCUAACUCUGAAAGUUUAUGGAUCUAGUUCAUAAAACUUGGACAUAAGAGUAAUCAAGUAUGACUGAAUAUCCGGUACGAGUUUCAGGUCACAUGACCAUGGUCAAAGGUCAUUAAAGGUCAAUGAACUUAAGCCGUGUUGGGGGUAUUUGUUGAAUUACCAUCCUAACUCUGAAAGUUUAUGGAUCUAGUUCAUAAAACUUGGGAUAUAAGAGUAAUCAAGCAUCACUGAACAUCCCCUGUGAGUUUCAGGUCACAGAACCAAGUCAAAGGUCAGUUAAGGUCAAUAAACUUAGGCCAUGUUGGGUUAAUUGUUUAAGUGCCAUCAUAACUUUGAAAGUUUAUGGAUAGAGUGAAUGAAAUGUGGACAUGGGUGUAGUUGACAGUCUUAAGUCUCGGUUCAAAUGUCAUUUAUGGUCAAUGAACGUGGUAUUAUGUCAUUAUAUGAAUGAUGUUUUUGUGAAUGAUUAUUUUAGAGUAGUUUUCAAAGUUAGCACUGCUGCUAUAUAUUAAAUUGCGUAAUGCAGGCGAGACUGCCAGAGGCGUUCCACUUGUUCUCAUUAUCUGCACUCUAACUGCAGAUCCGAUGUGUUAUUUUAGGAAGCUAAUAAAUGGGGAUGGUAGAUGUACUUAGGGGACCUGCAUAUUAUGCUGCAGUAAGAGGUCACAUGGUAAGGUCAAAGGUAAUUUUCAGGUCAACGUUAUAGUUUACCUGCAAGACUCUUAUGACACAUAACUCCACAACCUUGGGUCAAUUUUAAACCAAACUUGGAUGGUAGAUGUGCUUUGGGGACCUGCAUGUUAUGAUGCAGUCGGAGGUCACAUGGUAAGGUCAAAGGUCAAUUUCAGGUCAACUUUAUAAAGUUUAUGUGCAAGACUCAUAUGACACAAACUCAGCAACUGUAAGUCAUUUUUUACCCAAACUUGGGUUGUAGAUGCACUGAGGAGACUUGCAUGUCAUGGCGCAAUCAGAGGUCACAUGGUAAGGUCAAUGUUAUGACACAUAACUCUGCAACUGUAAGUGACUUUUAUACCAAACUUGGGUUGUAGGUGUACUUAGGAGACCUGCAUAUUAUUAUUAUGUUCGGAGGUCACAAUGGUAAGGUCAAAGUUCAUUUUGAGGUCAACAUUAAUGUUUAUGCGCAAGACUCUUAUGACAAAUGUUAUUCCAUCCCAAUUAUUUCACAAUGAAGUUUUGAUAUAAUUCUGUUGUGCCCUCACAAAUCACAAAUUUGCUAUAUAUGCCUUGUUUAAAAUGCCUCUACAAUUUCAAAAUACUUUACUCUGCAGUGCUGCAAAGUAUGACAAAUAUUACCCGGAGUUUGAAUAAAUGAUAGAGUGGUGUAGAAUUUUUCCUCACAUAGAUACAAAGCAUUUGGUGCGUUUUUGGUGUUUUAAAAAGCACAUUUGCCCUUAUAAAAGUGUUGAUACUUUGAAAACAAGUGCAUGUACCCCUAUUUUUUAAUAUUUGCACCUCUUAGGUAUACCUUCCUCUACAACUUUGCAAAGUUUGGUGAAAAUGACAUGGGUUUUGAAUAGAGUGCAGCAUUUAUUAUUGUACUUCUCAUGUUUAUUAUUGAAAUGUAACAUUUUUUAGUUUGUGCUUUUGUUAUCUCUCACACCAUUUUUAAGAACUGACAGUGCCGUUAGACUAAAAAGAACAAACAAAUAGCAUUAUAAAUAAAUUGUCCAUCUUAAAGAUACAAUUAUUAACUAUAUUGCAAAAUUUGAUGAAAUUUUCAUGGAUUUUGACCGAGUAAUAGAGGUUUAAACGCAUUGUUGUAGUGAUCUCGUGAGGUCUAACAAUGCCAAAUACUUUUAAAUGCGCAAUUCUUAAGAACAUUAAUCAUCAAUUUGGGUGAAAAUUUAAGGUCUAUAGCAAAAAAUAAAGCACAUGGACCCAUGUUAAUUUUUGCAUAUUUGGAAUAUUCAGGUGCAGUAUUCAAAGUAUCUAUGUACAGUUUCAUGAAAAUGACAUGGAUUUCACUGGAACGUCCUUAAAUGCAGUUUGUGGUAUUCUUGCUUAAAGAUAGACAUAGGCUUUUGUAAGAUUCACAAUACAAUGUCAAUUAUUUUCAUGUCAAUAUUCAUGCAAGAUAAAAAUUUUCUCUUCAGCUGUGUUUUGUUGCCUUGUGUCUGUACGAACAAUAAAUAAACAAUCUUUUAUUUUA
This is a messenger RNA of Lytechinus pictus (painted urchin), 5292 nucleotides long. RefSeq names its product gem-associated protein 2-like. The record is from RefSeq and is a predicted model, not a curated record. Gene Ontology annotation, cellular component: spliceosomal complex; SMN complex; nucleus. Gene Ontology annotation, biological process: spliceosomal complex assembly; spliceosomal snRNP assembly. Bases 54 to 860 code for a protein of 268 amino acids. The transcript is spliced from 6 exons. Lineage: Eukaryota; Metazoa; Echinodermata; Echinoidea; Temnopleuroida; Toxopneustidae.